Penicillium cataractarum is the source of this 498-nucleotide messenger RNA. RefSeq lists its product as uncharacterized. The coding region runs from base 1 to 498 and encodes 165 amino acids. The record is from RefSeq and is a predicted model, not a curated record. NCBI's taxonomy places the organism in Eukaryota, Fungi, Ascomycota, Eurotiomycetes, Eurotiales, Aspergillaceae. The transcript has a single exon.
AUGUCCCAAUCCAACACUCCAGGUUUCUAUGCAGGCCCCAUCGAAUUCUUCUGGGUCCACCAAGCCUUCCUCCUCGCAGGCCUAAAAGCUCUCUCCAGCGCCACCCUCCGAGCAGACUUAAGCAACGCGCUCACAGGCACAAAACUACUAACUCACGUAGAGAAACUAUCUGCAGGGAUGGAGCACUUGAGAACUCUCGCUGGGGAGCUCCCUAUCGGUCAGAUUCGGGUUACGUAUGAUAUGCUCGAAACAAAACUGAUGGAUGUUGAUCGGGUGAUUCAAUCGGUACGAGACGGUCUGGGAGAUUUGGUUGAUCCUGUAUUGCCCAAUUCGUAUCUUGCUGAUAGAUUUGAUGAGGCGUUUAGCAUUCUGGAGGGGAUUUGGUUGGUUGAGGGUCAGAGGGGGGAUUUGGGGCUUGGGCCUGUUAGGUGGAUGGGGUAUCAGGGGAGGAUGUGGGAUCGGGAGAUUGUCGAGUCGCUGGGGCCGGCAUAUAAGUAA